GGGGCGGGGCCGAGUGGGGCCCGGGGAGGGGGCGGGGCCGAGUGGGGCCCGGGGAGGGGGCGGGGCCCCCCGCCGCCCGGGGGGCGCGGCGGCCCCCCCCCGCGCAUAUAAGUGGGCGCGUCCGCGCGUGCGCACCCCGCGCGCGCGCGCGUCUCUGUAGUGGCGCGCUGUGCCCCGGUCUCCUCUGGAGAUGGGCUCCGUGGCCUAGCGUCCCCGUCCCCGCCACCCGUGAUCGUGUGCCGAGGCCCGCGAGGGGUUGCCGCCCAGGUCCCACCAGCCAGCAAGCCGGAGCAUGGCGGCCAUCCCCUCCAGCGGCUCGCUCGUGGCCACCCACGACUACUACCGGCGCCGCCUGGGUUCCACUUCCAGCAACAGCUCCUGCGGCAGUACCGAGUGCCCCGGGGAAGCCAUUCCCCACCCCCCAGGUCUCCCCAAGGCUGACCCGGGUCACUGGUGGGCCAGCUUCUUUUUCGGGAAGUCUACCCUUCCAUUCAUGGCCACGGUGUUGGAGUCCGCAGAGCACCCGGAACCCCCCCAGGCCUCCAGCACCAUGACCACCGGUGGCCUGGCUCGGGAUGCCCCGAGGAAGCAGCCCGGCGGUCAGCCCAGCACAGCCAGCGCUGGACCCCCGUCCUGACCUGAGCGGUUACCACCAGCCCAAGGCCUGCGGAGGCGCUAGUCCACCAGAGCCCCUCCCCACUCCCUGCCCCCUGUCCCCUCCCCACGUCCCUCUCCCCACCCUGUAGACCAGGCGGCUGCAGCAAGCAGACCUUCGCAUCAACACAGCAGACACCAAAAAGGAGGGCCCGGCUCUCUACCGCCCGGCCCUAGCACUCGCUAGCUUUCCUGACAUCUGGAACUGUGCACCUGGCACCAAGCGGAAAAUAAACUCCCAGCAGCCAGUAGCCC
Molecule: messenger RNA, 909 nt
Organism: Piliocolobus tephrosceles (Ugandan red Colobus)
Lineage: Eukaryota; Metazoa; Chordata; Mammalia; Primates; Cercopithecidae
Gene: PPDPF
Product: pancreatic progenitor cell differentiation and proliferation factor
Exons: 4
Coding region: 293-637 (114 amino acids)
Biological process (GO): multicellular organism development; cell differentiation
Source: RefSeq, a predicted model, not a curated record